Nymphalis io (European peacock) is the source of this 2433-nucleotide messenger RNA. It is a transcript of the gene Jheh-lp4, whose product is annotated as juvenile hormone epoxide hydrolase-like. The record is from RefSeq and is a predicted model, not a curated record. Gene Ontology annotation, biological process: epoxide metabolic process. The transcript has 11 exons. Gene Ontology annotation, molecular function: epoxide hydrolase activity. The coding region runs from base 1 to 2433 and encodes 810 amino acids. Lineage: Eukaryota; Metazoa; Arthropoda; Insecta; Lepidoptera; Nymphalidae.
AUGGAGGCAAUGUUAUCGACACAGGAAGAAUUUUACAAACAACUGUUGAAAUCAGAAGCUAAUUUUAAGAAGUCGCCCAGAGACCGAAUUAAGGAAGCAUAUUUAGAGACAAGAUUAGAAAAUGUAGAGCAACUAUGGAAUGACUUCAGACAAGGCCAUAUGGAAAUCGUAGCAAAAAUUGAUAAGCUAGAUGUGGAAUCUCGUAAGCAAUGGGAAAAUUUACAAAGUCGUGCUACAGAUGAACUAACAUCAUGGUUGAAACUUGUUGAAUUUUUAGAAUCUCGUUUCAGAAGUUUAGAAAUGAUUGAAUCCGGAAAACAGAACCCUAUUUCACAUGCUUCCAAUACCGCACGACCUAUACCAAGACCAAAAUCAUUUCAUACCACGCUUCAAGACAAUCAUAAGCCGAAAGAUCCUACUUAUUGGUUAGAACACGAGAACCUUGCACUAGCCGAUCCUGGAUUUGGAACACCAAGCAAAAUCGAUAUUUUGCUUGGAGCUGAGGUUUACAGCGAAGUGAUAUUAACUGGAAUUAUCAAAAAUCCUCAAGGAAAUCUCAUAGCUCAGAAUACAAUCCUUGGCUGGAUUUUGUCCGGAAGAGUGUCGCAAGAUUUAGUCAGUGAAAGAGAGAAAGUUAUAAGUAUGCAUGUUAAUGUUAGAGAAGAUGACCUAUUGAAACAAUUUUGGGAGAUAGAAAAUGAGCCGAAUAGUCUGGAGAAAAGGUUAACUAAAACAGAAAUUUACUGUGAAGAGUUUUAUAACAGAACUACAGAGAGAAAUAAGGAUGGUAGAUUUGUUGUGAGGUUACCGUUCACUGAAGAAGAUCCAAAAUGUCAAUAUGAUAUUGACACACAGGAAGAAGAAAAAGUAAGAAGUUUGACAGCGUAUAAUACACAGAGACACGUUACUAUUGAUGAAAUAAAUCAGACUUUACAGAUAUGCAUUAAACAAGCUCAAAGUUUUGAAUAUCAACAAGAAAUACAGCAGAUACAAUUACAGGGAGAAACAUCUAAGAAGAGUGGUCUUUCCAACUUAUACCCAUUUUUAGAUAAAAAUGGGAUUAUGAGGUGUUGCAAAGUUAUAACGAUAGUCGGUGCAGUUGUUAUAGCGGUGCUUUUCUACAAAUUUUAUAGUUCACUUUUGGCAACACCUGAUCUACCAGAAUUUGACUUGAAUGCGUGGUGGGGACGAAAUACUAGUAACAAACAAGAUACGUCUAUUCGACCGUAUAGGAUUUUACUCAGCGAUUCUAUGCAAGAAAACUUGAGAAGAAAAAUGGAAGCGUAUCGCAGAGCAACACGAGUUAAGAGUCUUGAAGAUUCUUCUACUUACGGGAUAAAUUACGAUGUACUUGGACAAAUAUUUGCUCAUUGGCAGUUCAAGUACAAGUAUGGCACUCGUGUCAAAUAUUUGAACAAAUAUAGCCACUAUAAAACGAAUAUUCAAGGCUUGGACAUACAUUUCAUGCGUGUAGAGCCGAAAAAUAAGGAAAAUCUCAAGGUUGUUCCUAUACUACUCAUACACGGAUGGCCCAGUUCGGUCAGAGAUUUCUAUGACAUCACACCUUUACUCACUUCAGCUAAACCGGAAUACAAUUUUGUGUUUGAGGUCAUUGCUCCAAGUUUACCAGGAUUCGCUUUUUCUCAAGAACCAGUUAGAUCUGGAUUAACGACCUACCAAAUGGCCAUUGUAUUAAGAAAUUUAAUGGAAAGAAUUGGUCAUAAGCAGUUCUAUGUGCACGGAGGGGAUUUUGGUCACAUUAUUGGUUCACACAUGGCCACACUUUUUCCAAAUCAAGUACUUGGUUUUCAUACAAGUACUCCAGUCAAUCCGUCAAAGUUGGCGCAUUUGACUCUGAUGUUGGGAGCAGUUUGUCCAAAAUGUGUAGCAAACGAUUUAGUUGAUAAAAUAUAUCCUUAUACGGAUAAACUACAGUUUUAUUUAGAGGAAUCAGGGUAUUUACAUUUGCAGAGCACUAAGCCGGAUACUGUGGGUAUAGCUCUCCAAGAUUCUCCAUUAGGUCUAGCCUCGUAUAUAAUUGAAAAAUAUUUACUUUUCACUAACCCAGCGAAUAAGUACACACAUGACGGUGGUCUUAGCACAUUCAAUAUAACCGAUUUAAUGGACAAUGUGCUAAUAUAUUGGAGUACUGGAAGCAUCACCACAUCGAUCAGAUUGUAUAAGGAAAGUAUUUUGAACUACGAAAUGGAAGACACUCUUGCAAGAAUCCCAACGUCUGUGCCCACUUGGGGUCUCCGAACUAAACACGACUUGGUUCAGCAACCAGACUUCGUCUUGCGCUGGAAAUACCCCAACUUGGUCCGUACCACCAAUUUAGAUGUAGGAGGCCACUUUGCAGCCUUCGAGAAGCCAGUUGAAGUUUCUAGCGAUAUAUUUGAAGCUGUUAAAACGUUUUUGACAAUGAAAAAGUAA